AUGAGCUCAACACAGAAGGACCAACAUGGAGCGAGAAGUCAGCGCUCUCAGGAGGCCGACAAACCUCACAGAAGAAAGAGAGAGAAAACAUACACCUGUGACGAGUGUGGGAAGGAUUUUACUGGGAAGACUAAACUAAAACACCAUCAGGUCAUCCACACUGGAGAGAGACCGUUCAGCUGUGACUUGUGUGGAAAGACUUUUUCCUGGAAGAAUGCUCUAAAAAAACACCAACUCAUCCACAGUGGAGUUAAAGCCUACAGCUGUGAUCAGUGUGGCAGAGCUUUUACUCAAAGUGGCCACUUACAGAGGCAUCUAGUUACCCACUCUGGAAUUAAGGCAUACAGCUGUGACAUCUGUGGAAAAACCUUCAGUCAGAGAGGGCACCGAAAUAUACACCUACGCAUUCACACUGGACAUGAUGUGUACUGCUGUGAUCAGUGUGGCAGACAGUGUACAACCAACAGGCAGUUAAAACGCCACAUGUUGACCCACACUGAGGAACGACCUUAUAAAUGUGACCUGUGUGAGAAGACUUUUAAAUCUCCACAUCACCUGAGACUACACCAACAGAUCCACACCAGAAAGAGACUCUACAAGUGCAGUUACUGUGAGAAGCAGAGCGACACAGAUGGAUCCAGUUCUCAACCCUGUCAUCACUGUGGUGGUGGGAAAGACUUUCGCUGUGACCUCUGUGGAAAAACUUUCAAUUGGCAAGGCAACCUAAGAAGACAUCAACGUCGACACACUGGAGACAAACUGAAAUACUGCAAAGAAUGUGGGAGAGGCUUCCCCACACCAACUGAGUUAAAAACGACAUGAACUGAUUCACAGUGGGGUUAAAAAGCACGUCUGUGAUCAGUGUGGGUCAUCCUUCACCACUGCAGUCACCCUUAAAAGACACAAACGAGUCCACACAGGAGAGAAACCAUACAAGUGCAGACACUGUGACAAAAGCCUCUCAUGUUCAAGUAGUCGUAACGAUCAUGAACGUACACACAUGGAAGGAAACUACAGCUGUGACCAGUGUGACAAGACUUUCAGGAAUCUCAGAUCAUACUCCAAACACAAACGAUCCCACGUUACUAAUAAACUGUUUCACUGUUACCAAUGUGCCCAAACAUUCACCUCAUUGUCUGCUCUGUGCAAACAUCAGCGUGAUCACUCAAGGCUGAAAUCACUCCCAUCACUGGAUCACAGUGAAUCUGAAGAGACAGAAAGAUCCUCUGGUUUCAGUGUCAGACUUAAAACCCUUGAGAUCAGGCUCCACAGAGUUCAGAUGGAAUCUCCUGUAAAGAUCUGAUGAAAAUGUUCCACUAGAUGGAUGUAUAAUCUCUUUUUCUGAAGGUUGCUCUCUUACUGUUUCUGCCAGUGCUGACUGCACAGAUGUAAUUCAGAUCCAUGUCACUGUUUGGAAGCAUCAGAGAACUGCUGAUGCUGGAAAGCUGCUGGUCAGUCUGAUGGGCUGUUGUGUUGUUGUUGGUGAUGCUGGAUGAAGGGCUGGUGGAGCAGGUGAGCUCAGGUUGAGGGUAGAUCCCGUCUGAGCUGCAGGUGAUCCUUUGUCCUACUUGUUGGAGAUUAACUUUACGGACUGGAGCUGGAAAAUAUCUAACAAUAAAAGAAAAAUAUAUUUCUAAAGAAGUCAGAAAGAGAUUUUGUUGUCACAAUUUUCCUUUUCUGUUUAUUUCAUGUUAACAUGAUUUAAUUGAACAAAAAUCAUGUAAACAUGAAUCUCAGACCACAGUAAAAUAUAACAUUUGUCUUAGUGUUUUGACACAGCAUUUCUAAAUACAGAUAAUGAUUAAUGAUGUAACAUGUCAUGUAUUCUUUAUGUAUUUGAAGUGUGAUAAAAUGACUGGAUCAGUCCUGGUGUCACAGACAGGCCUCGGGGCUUCAAACCUCAGAAAGUCCUUUUGGCUCUCAGCUGAAUUCCUCUGACACACUUUAACAACUAUAAGUCAAAGGUCAGAGGUCAUAUGAUUUGGUAAUGACAAUGCUGAAUAACCACAUCACUGAUUAGGUAUUGUAGUAACAACUCAGACUGUUAUAAUUAUUUAGUUAAUAAUACGAGUUCAUGAUGUUGUUUCAGGUUGUUUGUGGUUCAGUUUCUUGCGUAGGUUGUAAAUGUGGCAGCUUUAGUCUUUCCUGUCUUUUUAAAAAGAGUUUUGUUACCUUCCACGUUCAGGAUGAUGAACAUUUCACUGAUGGUGCUGGUGUGGCACUGGUAUCUCCCCUCAUCCUGAAUGUUCACCUCUGUCAGCUGGAGUGAGGCGUUUCCUCUGGAGACCUGAUCCUUGGAAAGUGAAGUUUUACUUCUGACUGAAUAUAUGAUCGAGCAGUUAUAUAAACAUGAAUCUAUCCACGGAGCUCCUCCUCGCCUGCUGUGCAUCCGUGUUCAGCAGCCUUUCAUCUGUUUCUCAGGUUUUGUAUAUUAAAUAGUACCUGCUUCUGGGGUUCGACAUGUUUCGGUUGUCUUAUUUUACGUAUAUAAUUAAGAUGUUGUGAAUAAGUAUUUCAGUUGUAUCCCGUAGUUGUUUGCUUGACAUCGAGCUUUAUCCAAGGAAAA
Messenger RNA from Oreochromis aureus, 2566 nucleotides. Its product is annotated as gastrula zinc finger protein XlCGF49.1-like. NCBI's taxonomy places the organism in Eukaryota, Metazoa, Chordata, Actinopteri, Cichliformes, Cichlidae. Gene Ontology annotation, cellular component: nucleus. Gene Ontology annotation, biological process: regulation of transcription by RNA polymerase II. Gene Ontology annotation, molecular function: DNA-binding transcription factor activity, RNA polymerase II-specific; RNA polymerase II transcription regulatory region sequence-specific DNA binding. Bases 1 to 822 code for a protein of 273 amino acids. The record is from RefSeq and is a predicted model, not a curated record. The transcript has 3 exons.